Molecule: messenger RNA, 390 nt
Organism: Micromonas commoda
Lineage: Eukaryota; Viridiplantae; Chlorophyta; Mamiellophyceae; Mamiellales; Mamiellaceae
Exons: 1
Coding region: 1-390 (129 amino acids)
Source: RefSeq, a predicted model, not a curated record
AUGCGGCGCAUCUUCGUUCCCUCCGUCGCCGCGCUCAUCCUCGCCGCCGCGGUCCUCCUCGCGCUCCCCGUCCCUUCCGCGGCUGAGUGCGCGCGCUUCUGCGCGCAGAUACCCCCUGAAGAACUCGAGACAGCCGAGCUGACCAGGUGCGACACCUGCGGGGAAGACUUGGAGUACGAUGGGUCUCCUUGCGUUGAUCCUCCCUGCUGCGCCGGCUGGUGCGAGUGGGUCCCUUUAAAGGUUCAACCACUGGUGUCUCGAUGCGAGGACUGCCCAAUUCCAGACGAAGAGGAAGAGAGCCGGUCCAGAGGUUGCCUCAAGCCAAGCUGGUGUGGCUUUAUUCCGAGGAACGUGCAAGAAUUGGUCGGUCCUUGCAGCACCCGCUGCUAA